This is a messenger RNA of Chelonoidis abingdonii (Abingdon island giant tortoise), 1320 nucleotides long. RefSeq names its product phospholipase A2 inhibitor NAI-like. NCBI's taxonomy places the organism in Eukaryota, Metazoa, Chordata, Testudines, Testudinidae. Gene Ontology annotation, molecular function: phospholipase inhibitor activity. Gene Ontology annotation, cellular component: extracellular region. The record is from RefSeq and is a predicted model, not a curated record.
UGCUGUAAGUUUGGGGAUGAUACGCAAUAUUCUUCAUGUGAAAUAAUGAGGCUGAAUCCCUGCUUUAAAUUAAACAAAGUAAGAAAGAAUGCACCCUUAACUAUGGAGCCUCUUCCAGUAGGUCCAUAACAGUUACCCAGCCCACAGUCCCUGGGAGUCUUCAGCAGGGUGUGUGAAGGCACUUAGCUUAACUUCCCUUAUUCCCCGAAUUUCAUUUGUGAUGUUCCGCUGACAUCGCUGAUCAGUCCAGUCUAUAAAAGCCCCUUUUGGAGCGUUUGCAGUGUCAGAGUUGAAAAUUCAGCAGCUUUAUUCCCAUCGCAGCCUGUGCUCUCCCUGUCAUCAUGAAGGUUUCCUUCACCCUCUGCAUCCUCUUGGCUUUCAUAGAUGCAGGGAGCUCUCUUCAGUGUGAGGUUUGCCAUGAAAUAGGGGAGAGCUGUUCUGGCCCCAUGGAAACCUGCGAUACUGACAAAGAUACCUGUGGCAUCACAAAGCAUGAAGGUGUACAAGAAUCAAAGAGGAUUGUGAUAAUCCAAAAGUCCUGCCUGCACUCCAACAGUUGCCGAACAGACCCCAUUAGUGUGAACUAUGGGAAUGGAAUGACACAAAGGAGCGGAAUCACCUGCUGUGUGGGAGAAGCCUGUAAAACAGCAUCUGACCCAUUGCCACCAAUGAACACCGUGCCCAAUGGCCUGCAGUGCCCAGCAUGCUACACUGAGAAUUCUUACCAGUGUAGUGAAGACAUUGUGUAUUGUACCGGAGCCCAGACCCAGUGUUUUGAUAUGGCUGGGAAAAUAACCAUUGGCAUACUACCCCUAAAAACUGCAAGGAAGGGCUGCACCACCAAGUCUGAGUGCACUGCUCCAAAAGGGGAGAAAGGGUUCAACGUGGACAUUGUGAGGUUUGAGUGCCAACCAGCCUCCAGCAGAGGCCACAAGGCUCUUGGAUUUGCCCCUCGCGUCGCCGCCCUCCUCCUUCUACCCCUGUCAAGGCUUAUCUUGGUGCAGCUGCUUUCUUGAUCUUCCCUGCAGGUCUUGGGACACAUGCCCACAGUUGCUGGGCUGAAGCCACUCUAUCUGCUGCUUGCACAUGGAACUUUCUGCAGUUGUUUUUCCCUUGCUGGGACUCUCUGUUUUCUAUGGGAAUCUCUCUGCCUUAGCCUUUUUCAAUGAAGCCAAGAAAAAUCUUCUAGAUUUUUGAUUUAUUUAAGCUGGUGAAGUUUAAUUAUAUUGGGCAUCACGAUGGCUAGGCUGGGACCCAGCGAGACCCUGUGUGGAACCACUAGACCAGGGGUAGGCAACCUAUGGCAUGAGUGCCGAAGGC